AUCAUCAUCAUCAUCUCUGUUUCAAUGGCGAAUUCAUCGUCGUCCAUCCGCCAAGAAGAAUCAGAGGCUGAAUCGCAAUGUGCAGGUUUUUUAAUUCCUGCCUACACAUUGACUUCUUCAUUUCACCCUCCAGGCAUGGAUUUUGUUGAUGGAAGAAGAAAGAAUAUCUCGAGAAAAGUUAUAUUGGGUUUUGUCCUAAUUACUCUCUGUAUUAUUAUACUUAAGCAUGAUUCCAGUUUCAACAACAGUUCCACUAGCAAGUUCUCCAACCGCGAAGAUGGAGUGACACAUGUUUUGGUAACUGGGGGAGCUGGUUAUAUUGGUUCUCAUGCUGUACUUCGGCUCUUAAAGGAUUCAUAUCGUGUGACAAUAGUGGAUAAUCUGUCUAGAGGUAACAUUGGUGCUGUAAAGGUUCUGCAAGAGCUAUUUCCAGAGCCAGGGAGGCUUCAGUUUAUUUUUGCUGAUCUAGGAGAUGCAAGAGCUGUUAAUAAAAUAUUUGCAGAAAAUGCCUUUGAUGCUGUGAUGCACUUUGCUGCCAUUGCAUAUGUUGGUGAAAGCACACUUCAGCCUCUUAGGUAUUAUCAUAAUAUAACAUCAAAUAGCUUGGUUGUUCUAGAGGCAAUGGCAGCAUAUGGAGUGAAGACAUUGAUUUAUUCAAGUACUUGUGCCACAUAUGGAGAACCUGACAAAAUGCCCAUCACAGAAGAGACUCCACAAGUUCCAAUUAACCCAUAUGGAAAAGCUAAGAAGAUGGCAGAAGAUGUUAUACUUGACUUUUCAAAAACAUCAGAUAUGGCUGUAAUGAUCUUAAGGUAUUUCAAUGUGAUUGGGUCAGAUCCUGAAGGAAGAUUAGGAGAAGCUCCCAGACCAGAAUUACGCGAGCACGGUCGUAUAUCAGGUGCUUGUUUCGAUGCAGCCAGAGGGACUAUUCCCGGUUUAAAGGUUAGAGGAACCGACUAUAAGACACCGGAUGGUACUUGUGUGAGAGAUUAUAUCGACGUAACAGAUCUAGUAGAUGCUCACGUGAAAGCCCUCGCCCAUGCAAAACCCAAGAAAGUCGGAAUCUAUAAUGUUGGAACAGGAAAAGGUAGCUCGGUGAGGGAAUUUGUACAAGCUUGUAAGAAGGCAACUGGGGUUGAGAUAAAAGUGGAGUACCUUAGCCGUAGGCCAGGGGAUUAUGCGGAAGUUUAUAGCGAUCCUUCGAAGAUUUGGGAUGAACUUCAGUGGAAAGCAAAGUAUACUAAUCUCCAAGAAAGUUUGCAAACAGCUUGGAGAUGGCAGAAGUCUCAUAGGAAUGGUUACAAUUCUUAAUUAUACAUGUUUUAUUUAUUGGGUAAAGAUGUUGGUUAUUGAAAAAGGGGAUUAAAUGAGUUUGUUAUAGAAUAUAUUGCACAUUCUUAAUUCCAUGGCCUGUGAAAUAAUUUAUGCUAAUUUUUGUUC
Molecule: messenger RNA, 1440 nt
Organism: Impatiens glandulifera
Lineage: Eukaryota; Viridiplantae; Streptophyta; Magnoliopsida; Ericales; Balsaminaceae
Product: probable UDP-arabinose 4-epimerase 2
Exons: 11
Coding region: 25-1311 (428 amino acids)
Biological process (GO): beta-D-galactose catabolic process via UDP-galactose, Leloir pathway
Cellular component (GO): cytosol
Molecular function (GO): UDP-glucose 4-epimerase activity
Source: RefSeq, a predicted model, not a curated record